Molecule: messenger RNA, 4544 nt
Organism: Triplophysa rosa
Lineage: Eukaryota; Metazoa; Chordata; Actinopteri; Cypriniformes; Nemacheilidae
Product: alpha-2-macroglobulin-like
Exons: 35
Coding region: 1-4338 (1445 amino acids)
Cellular component (GO): extracellular region
Molecular function (GO): endopeptidase inhibitor activity
Source: RefSeq, a predicted model, not a curated record
AUGAUUUUCAAAAGCUUCUUCAUCAUGGCUUUCAAUAAACUUUGUAUUUGGAAAGGGCUUCUUUUAACCUCUUUCCUCUGGCUUUUUGUGCAUGGACAAACCUCAGGGCCGUCUUUCAUGGUGACAUUUCCAGCUGUGAUCCAGUCUGGAUCUGAAGCCAAACUGUGUGCAAGUCUCCUGAAGCCCAAUGAAAGUCUCAUAAUGAACGUUUAUGUAGUGAAUGAUUUGGAGAACACAUUACUGCUGCAGGAGAAAACAGACCAAGAGUUUCACCGCUGCUUCAACUUCCAGGCUCCACUGGUAAAUGCAGAAUCAGUGCAGAAAAUCAAAGUGGAAAUUCAGGGGAUGUCUUUCAAGUUGACUGAAGAGAGAAAAGUGAUGUUUAAACCUUAUUACCCUUUGACUUUCAUCCAAACAGAUAAACCCAUUUAUAUUCCAGGACAAACAGUGAAUUUCAGAAUUGUUACUAUGGAUGGCAAUUUCGUACCUUUAGAUCAGAAGUACAGUUCAGUAGUGCUUGAGGAUCACCACAAUAACAGAAUUGGUCAGUGGACAAAUGUUUCCUCAAGGUGGAUAUUGCAGCUUUCUCAUGAGUUAAACCCAGAAGCCAGACAGGGCAUGUACACACUGAAAGCUUACAUUGAUGAAAGGAUGAUCAUGCAUAGUUUUGAAGUGAAGAAGUACGUUUUACCGAAGUUUGAACUGACAGUUAAAGCCCCAAAAGAAAUGAGUGUGGAUGACAAUGAGCUGAUCAUAGACGUGUGCGCAAAAUAUACAUUUGGACAACCUGUUCCUGGUAAAGGAUUGCUUGAAGUAUGCAGGGAUCAUUGGACAUAUCAUAAAUCUAUGAGUCCACUUUGUUUGGUUAAAACCACAGAGAUGAAUGAGAGUGGCUGUGCCUCUUGUAUCUUCGACCCUUCACUCUUUUUUAACUCUACAACUGAUAGAGACUUUAAAGAUUUUCUACGUGUUAAUGUGAAUGUGACGGAGGAGGGAACGGAAAAAACAAUGGAGAAAUCAGAGAAAAUAACUUUCACAUAUGAAAUUGGUAAAGCUGCUUUUGUUGAACUGCCAAGAAUUUUUGAGCAUGGGUCAAUUAUAGAAGGAAAGAUCAAACUUGAACAUUUCAAAGGCACACCAAUUCCUAGCAAAAAAGUUUAUGUUUUGGAAGCCCAGAGUUGGCCCUACAAGUUGCUCUUUAAUCUUACUACAGAUGACAAAGGAUUGGCCUACUUUUCCAUUAAUACAUCUACUCUGCCUAAAAGCGAUAUUGAACUGAGGGCAAGUGCAUAUCAAGAGUUUAGCUAUCCUGGCUUCAAAGUACCAUAUAUCUCUACGGAAAAAAAGACUGUUCGACUUCUUGAGCCCGCCACUCCAUAUACACCAACAUUUAGCGAAUUAGUUAUAGACAAAAUUGAAGAACCCUUAAAAUGUGAUUCUGAGUUUCCAGUCACCAUUAAAUAUUAUUUUGUUGGUGAAACUACUGAUGAUUUCAACACUGACAUUGUUUAUAUGGUUUUGUCCAGAGGAGUGAUAGUUCAUCAUGGAUAUGAGAAGGUUAAAGUGAAGACUUCUAAUGGAGCAGCGAAUGGAUCAGUGUCAUUCAAACUAUCUGUUAGAGCAGAUCUGAGUCCAGCUGUACAGAUUCUAGCGUACUGUCUUCUGCCCAGUCACAAGGUAGUCGCUGCCAGUAAAACUUUCAACACUGAAAAGUGCUUCAAUAACAAGGUGUCUGUGCAGUUUUCUCCUGCUUCAGCAGUUCCAGGUGAAGAAAACACUGUACAGGUGUCAGCUCAGCCUGGUUCACUGUGUGCUCUUAGUGCUGUAGAUCAAAGUGUCCUCAUCAUGAAACCAGGAAAACGUCUGAAUACAGAAAAGGUCUUCAGUCUGCUGCCUGUGCAGUCAGUAUCAGAUUAUCCUUAUCAAAUUGAGGACACAGAGUUUAAAUGUCUUAAAGUUAGGCCCCGUAGAGCUGCACCAGCAGAAAAUGCUUAUGAAAGUCUGAAGAAAGUGGGAUUAAAGAUGGCAACAAAUCGUUUUGUGAGACAUCCUCAUUGCCUAAUCUACCAAGGCAUGCAAUAUCACCAACGCUCUAUAUUUGUGUAUUCAGACAUGAAUGGCGUGGCAUUCUCAAGAGGAAUGGGAGGAUCACCACUUGCACAUGAUAACACCCUACCACCACCACCACCUCCUGUGGAGACAGUUCGGACCUUCUUCCCAGAAACAUGGAUCUGGCAACUCAGUGAAGUAGGUGACUCAGGAUCAACGCAGGUUCCUGUGAAGGUUCCUGACACCAUCACCACCUGGGAGACGGAGGUCUUCUGUCUGUCCUCUGAAGGUCUGGGUCUGGCUCCUCCUGCUCAGCUGACAGUUUUCCAGCCCUUCUUCCUGGAGCUCUCUCUGCCUUACUCCAUCAUCCGUGGAGAGAUCUUUGAGCUGAAGGCCACCGUCUUCAACUAUCUGUCCAAGUGCAUCAUGGUUACAGUAACUCCAGCUCCGUCCUCAGACUUCACUCUUAAAGCCUCCUCUGAUGAUCAGUAUUCAUCCUGUCUAUGUGCUAAUGGAAGAAAAACAUUUAAAUGGAUUCUCACUCCUUCUGUUCUCGGAGUGUUGAAUAUUACAGUGAGUGCAGAGGCAGAGCAGUCACAGACUGUGUGUGACAAUGAGAUUGUGAGCGUGCCGGAGAGAGGACGCAUUGACAUAGUUACUCGAAGUCUCCUUGUACAGGCUGAAGGAACUGAAAAGACAGAAACUCACAGCUGGUUACUCUGUCCAAAGGACAACAGUCUGUCAGAAGAGCUUGAUCUGACUCUUCCUAAAGAUGUGAUAGAGGGAUCAGCCAGAUCUUCUGUUUCAGUCAUUGGAGACAUAUUGGGCCGUGCGCUGCAGAAUCUUCGUGGAUUAUUACGGAUGCCGUACGGCUGUGGAGAACAAAACAUUGCUGUUCUUUCUCCCAAUAUUUACAUUUUACAGUAUCUGGAGAACACGGAGCAGCUCACCUCAAACAUCAGAGAGAAAGCAACAGGCUUCCUGAAGAGUGGUUAUCAGAGACAACUGAACUACAGACAUGACAGUGGUGCAUACAGCACAUUUGGCAGAGGUGAAGAGAAUACAUGGUUGACAGCUUUUGUCCUGAGAUCUUUUGGCAAAGCACAGAAAUACAUCUUCAUUGAUCCACAUGUUAUUCAGAGUGCAAAGGAUUGGUUAAUAAGAGGACGGAGUUCAGACGGCUGUUUUAUUCAACAGGGAAGUUUGUUCAACAACAGAAUGAAGGGUGGAGUAAAUGAUAACGUGACCAUGACUGCCUACAUCACUGCAUCACUGCUUGAACUGGAAACUCCAGUGACAGAUCCUGUGCUCACUCAAGGUUUGUCCUGUUUGAGGUCCGUCAUUGGGAAUCUUAAAAACACUUACAGCACUGCGCUGCUUGCCUACACUUUCAGUCUGGCGAGAGACACGGACACCCGACAGCAGCUUUUAAAAGAGCUCGACACUGUUGCCAUUUCAGAUGGAGGUCUCCUGCACUGGACUCAGAUGGGAUCUAGUGAUGAUUCUGGUUCUCUGGCAGUGGAGAUCAGCUCAUAUGUUCUGUUAGCGGUUCUCACAACAGAUUCAGUCACUACAGCUGAUCUGGGAUAUGCUAACAGGAUUGUCAGCUGGCUCGUGAAGCAGCAGAACGCCUAUGGAGGAUUCUCCUCUACACAGGACACAGUUGUGGCUCUUCAGGCUUUGUCUCUGUACGCCACCAAAGUGUUCAGCUCUGAUGGUUCCAGCACAGUGACGGUUCAGUCAGCAGGAGACUCUCACAGCUUUGAUGUGAAUCUGGACAACAAGUUACUGUAUCAGGAGAAGAAACUGAAGAACGUUCCAGGCAAAUACAGUAUUGAAGUGAAGGGAUCAACCUGUGUGUCUGUGCAGAUGGCUCUGUUCUACAACAUUCCCACCCCUACCGAAGCUAAGACAUUGAGCAUUGAAGCUAAAACUGAUGGAGACUGCAAACAAUUUUUUGGACAAAAUUUAGUUUUAACUUUCACUGUGAAAUAUAAUGGUCCACAGGAAAAUACUAACAUGGUCAUUGUGGAUAUUAAACUCUUAUCAGGAUUCACAGCUGAUACGUCAUUGCUUCACUCAAAUGCACCUCUCGUGGAGCGGGUUGAGUCUAAAGAUGAUCAUGUGAUAGUUUAUUUGAAAGAGGUUCCAACUACUCCUUCAAAUUAUCAGAUAAAAUUAAAUCCGGUUGUUCCAGUGAAGAAUCUCAAGCCAGCUGUCAUUAAAGUCUAUGACUACUACCAAACAAGUGAUCAGUCAGAGACUGAGUAUUCAUCUCACUGUCAAUGAGGGCUCGUGCGUCAGUUCUACAGCUCCAUUGUAAACCCUCAAGAGACUUGCGUUCUCUAAUGUUACUUUAAUGUUCAUUUUGUUUUUAUUUCAUGAAACUUUAAAUGUUCUGUUGGCUAUGUCUAAUUACAAAAGCCAUCAAACCCCCAGAAAGCUUUCGACAGUGUAACAAUCAGGUUAAACUAAUCAAAAUGUAACAGUAAUUA